AUGCAACGCUCUGGCCUACGUGAGAUACGCGAACUCUCAACACGUGGCGAGAUAAAGGUCACAAUCAGCGAUGAAGGAGGAGAGUUUGUGGUCAUAUCACGUGAACUAGACAUGGCUAUCACUCGAAAACAUCUGGAUGACGCUACACUCUACCACUUUUCGUCACAUGAAGAGUUCAUAAAACAGAGUCGCCGUCUCAAUAGAGUUUGGGUAGAGAUUGGAAAGGCUGCGGGGACAGCCGUAAGGGCGACAUCAGAUGUCCAGGAGCGGAUCGAUGCGAUCAACCUAGCGCAACGCAUCGCGAAUUCUAACGGUUACAUUGGUAAUGUAGCACGUAGGCCAGAUCUUGGUGCGCAGCAAGAAUAUGCCACACGGGUUGAGUCGAAUAAGAUCAAUUUCUGCCUGCCCUUCAUAACCGACGACCUGAGUAAAGCUAUACGGGCUAGUCUGGUGAAAUGCGGUCUCGAGGACCAAGUGAGAGUUGUGGAAAUACCUCCAACAAAUCUCAAAAAACAACUAGUUCGAAACAGAAUGUACGACCGCUUCUGUCUCACUCCAGACUGUGUAAUAUGCCCAUUCGGGAAGGAAGAGGACUUCAUGGUCUCUGGUGUAGUCUAUCUAAUUUCGUGCAAAACAUGUGGGGACCAAUACAUUGGCGAAACAGGGCGCCCCCUUUGUAUUCGCAUUAAAGAACAUCUAAGGGGGAUGAAACAAUCGAAUGCAGCAACUCCCCUCGGAGUUCACCGCAGACAAUGUCAUGAAAACGUUCCUUUCUGCGUAGCUGUCACAAUUCUAUCGUACGAACCCGAAAUUAUAGCUCGCAGAACUUUAGAAGCGUUUUGGAUAAAUGCAAAAGGUCCAAAAAUGAAUAGAAAGGAAGAGUGCUUAGCCGUGACCAACGAGCUGGCUCUGUAUCAAGACCUUUGCGGGUUUGAUCUACGGGGUCAUAUGCGGGUCGCAUCCUAA
Messenger RNA from Necator americanus (New World hookworm), 966 nucleotides. RefSeq lists its product as uncharacterized. Lineage: Eukaryota; Metazoa; Nematoda; Chromadorea; Rhabditida; Ancylostomatidae. Bases 1 to 966 code for a protein of 321 amino acids. The record is from RefSeq and is a predicted model, not a curated record. The transcript has 2 exons.